Messenger RNA from Hyla sarda, 880 nucleotides. Its product is annotated as nicotinamide N-methyltransferase-like. Gene Ontology annotation, cellular component: cytosol. Lineage: Eukaryota; Metazoa; Chordata; Amphibia; Anura; Hylidae. The record is from RefSeq and is a predicted model, not a curated record. Gene Ontology annotation, molecular function: N-methyltransferase activity. The coding region runs from base 1 to 774 and encodes 257 amino acids. The transcript is spliced from 3 exons.
AUGACGUCCAGCUCUAAGAACCUCUAUCAUGUCCAAGGCGUUGAUACAAGAAGACUUCUCGAUACUUAUUUUUCCAAUAAGCCUGAUAUGGCCUUCGUGAAGGAUUCACUACAAAAUCCCAUGGAGAAACUUCACCAAACAUUAAUCAGAGGUCAUAUAAAAGGAAACAUUCUCGCUGAUCUCAGCAUGGGUCCCGUCAUCCACCAUCUUUAUUCGUUCUGCGGAUUAUUCAAUGACAUCAUUGUCAUGCGGUUGACAGAGAGAUGCAUUAUGGAACUGAAUAAAUGGCGGCACAACCGAACCGGAGCGUAUGAUUGGUCCCAUGCAACAAACCAUAUCACACAGCUCGAAGGAAAAUGUGAUGAGGAGAAAGAACUGACGCUGAAGACGACAAUAAAACAGGUAGUGAGAUGUAACCUUGAGAAAGAAAAUCUCAUCCAUCCAUUGGAUCUACCACAAGCCGACUGCCUGAUCAGCGCAUGGCUGCUCGAAUGUGUCAGCAAAGACAAGGAAGAGUACAUCAAGAACCUGAAGAAGGUUGUAAAGUUCCUAAAGCCUGGAGGUCACCUGAUACUACUUGGCGCUUUGAACGGAACAUAUUAUACUGUGGGUGAGGAGACGUUCCAUCUCUUGACAUAUGAUGAGAUCUUUGCCAAAGAGACCCUGACUGGAGAAGGAUUCACUAUAGACGACUGUGAAGUCCUCCCGAGGACAGCAGAGAGCGAUAUGACUGACUACACCUCAACCAUGAUCCUUAUCGCUCAUAAAGAUUAGCAGAUCUGAGCAGAGAGACAUCCAGAGUCUCGUAUCAGCCUGUAGACAGUCAUCAUUGUUAGAUAAGAGAUUGUCACAUUCCUAUGGCUCAAUAAACAUAUCAGUG